CGCCCGUUCAAGUGCACCGACUGCUCAAAGACCUUCCUCCGCAAGCAGGACCUCAAGCGCCACGAAAUCAUCCACGAUCCGCGCUCGCCUGGUUACCGCUGCAACCACUGCGGCACUGGCUUUACCCGAAGCGAUGCCCUGUAUCGGCACAUCAAG
Polychytrium aggregatum is the source of this 156-nucleotide messenger RNA. RefSeq lists its product as uncharacterized. The record is from RefSeq and is a predicted model, not a curated record. Lineage: Eukaryota; Fungi; Chytridiomycota; Chytridiomycetes; Polychytriales. The annotation marks the transcript as partial. Gene Ontology annotation, cellular component: nucleus. The transcript has a single exon. Gene Ontology annotation, molecular function: RNA polymerase II cis-regulatory region sequence-specific DNA binding; DNA-binding transcription factor activity, RNA polymerase II-specific. Gene Ontology annotation, biological process: regulation of transcription by RNA polymerase II.